AAACACCAGCUGACAAGCCACACUUCUCCACGCUUUGGGAGCCUGCCGAGGUGCAGCAGUGUGUUGAUGUUAGUUAAGGACUGGAGGAUCACACUUGGUGGGUAGGACAAUGCCUGAGUUACUGUGUUCUCUUGACCUUUAAAAACAAGCACCAGAGUUUACACUGAAGGGUCCUAUGACCUGGUAAGCUUGCCUGCUGCUUUUUAAGCAAUCGCUGUGGCAGUGACAGAACACUUUGAUUCGGUUCCAACUGAAACGAAGGCUGUCGCUUGAGGAAGAGAAAAUAUUGGAGAGCAAGGGUUUAAUAAAGAAUUUGUAGUACGAUUUUGAAAUUGUCACACAAUGCAAGCACAUGAACUUCUAAGACAGCUGCGACUGCCUGAGUUUGGAGAGGUCAGGCAAUAUGUUCGAACUCUUCCUACAAACACGCUCAUGGGCUUCGGAGCCUUUGCUGCUCUCACAACAUACUGGUAUGCCACCAGACCCAAAGCUCUGAAACCGCCAUGUGACCUAGCCCUGCAGUCAGUGGAAAUAGAGGGAGGGGAGUAUGCACGAAGAUCAGUGCUUAUUGACAGUGACCAGCCCAUGGCUUUCUACUACAGUGAUGCCAAGACGUUGUAUGAAAAUUUUCAGAGAGGCUUACAUGUUUCCAAUAAUGGCCCCUGCCUGGGAUCCAGAAAACCAAACCAGCCAUAUGAAUGGAUAUGCUACCAAGAGGUGUCAGACAGAGCAGAGUUCCUGGGAUCUGGAUUAAUGCACAGAGGACACACGCCAACGCCUGACCAGUUCAUUGGAAUUUUUGCUCAAAACAGACCUGAGUGGACAAUUGCUGAACUCGCGUGCUACACCUACUCCAUGGUGUCGGUCCCACUGUAUGACACCCUAGGAGCCGAGGCCAUUGCUUACAUUAUCGAAAAAGCGGAAAUCUCCACCAUAAUCUGUGACACUCCUGAGAAAGCCCAGCUUCUUCUAGAGUGUGCUUCUAAAGGAGUCCACCCGAUGAAAACUAUCAUCCUCAUGGAUGUUUUUGAUAUUGACCUGGUGGGGCGAGCAAAGAAAUUGGGGAUUGAAGUUGUCAGUCUGAGGGAAAUAGAGUCUGUUGGAAAGGAAAACCGGAAGAAUCCAGUGCCUCCAAAGCCAGAUGAUCUGGCGGUUAUAUGUUUUACCAGUGGAACCACUGGAAACCCCAAAGGAGCAAUGCUUACUCAUGCAAACAUUGUAUCCAAUGCAGCUGCUUUUAUCAAAGUCACAAAGACGUCCUGCUGUGUAAGCUCCAGUGACACUCAUGUGUCCUAUUUACCUCUUGCACAUAUGUUUGAGCGGUUAGUACAGGUUCUAGUUUUGUGCCAUGGAGCCCGGAUAGGAUUUUUUCAAGGUGACAUCAGACUUCUUAUGGAUGACCUAAAGACAUUACAGCCCACCAUAUUUCCUGUAGUGCCCCGUCUGCUCAACAGAAUGUUUGACAGGAUAUUUGGACAAGCCAACACCCCUUUGAAAAGGUGGCUGCUGGACUUUGCGACUAAGAGGAAGGAAGCGGAGCUGAAAAGUGGAAUUGUGAGGAACGACAGCGUGUGGGACAAGCUCGUCUUCAGCAAAGUACAGGCUAGCCUGGGUGGUAAAGUACGUCUCAUGAUAACCGGAGCGGCUCCUGUCUCUUCAACAGUUCUGAGUUUCCUCAGGGCUGCCCUGGGCUGCCAGUUUUAUGAAGGCUAUGGGCAAACUGAGUGCACAGCUGGGUGUUCUAUGUCAUUGCCUGGAGACUGGACAGCAGGUCACGUUGGACCACCAUUGCCAUGCUGCACUGUCAAGCUGGUUGAUGUGACGGAAAUGAAUUACUUUGCUUCUAAAGGGGAGGGAGAGGUUUGUGUGAAAGGGCCAAAUGUAUUCAAAGGCUAUCUGAAGGACCCUGAAAAAACGGCUGAAGCUCUUGAUGAAGAUGGUUGGCUGCACACAGGAGAUGUUGGGAAAUGGUUACCGAAUGGCACUCUGAAGAUCAUUGACAGAAAGAAGCAUAUCUUCAAACUGGCCCAGGGAGAAUACAUUGCACCAGAGAAAAUUGAAAACAUUUACAUUCGAAGUGAUCCUGUUGCUCAGGUGUUUGUCCAUGGAGACAGUCUGCAGGCUUGCCUCGUGGCAAUCACAGUGCCAGAUCCAGAGGUUUUGCCCAGCUGGGCUAAGAAGAGAGGGCAUGAAGGCUCAUUUAAAGAGUUGUGUAAUAACAAGGAAGUGAAGAAUGCUAUCUUGGAAGACAUGGUGAAACUGGGAAAGGAAGCCGGUUUGAAAUCAUUUGAACAGAUUAAAGAUACAGUUCUUCAUGCAGAGAUGUUCUCCAUUCAGAACGGCCUGCUAACUCCAACACUGAAGGCAAAAAGAGGGGAUAUGAGAAACUACUUCCGGGAACAGAUUGAUGGUUUGUACUCCAACAUCAAGAUGUAACUGGAUUCAGUGAGAAGAGCAGCAGAAAAAUCCAGGAAGAGGCUUCACAUCAACCAUCAGUCAACCAGGAAAAUGAACUAAAAAUAAAUAAAAAAUAACUCAAACAAUGUUUUAAAAAAUGUUAGCCCUGCACACAAGAUGGAAUUGGUAUAUUAUAGGAAUUUAACAAUAGGAGCGGAAAAGGAAAGCUGCCUUAUCAAUUUAUUGUUUAUACUUCAAGCUGUUUUUCAAUGAAUGCCUCACCCUGUCAACCACAUUUGUUUUUAAAAUAUUGGUAUUUUAGUUGGUAUAUGGGCUUAUCAACAGUAACAAGCAUUGCAAAAUGUUACUGUGAGAGGUUGGUGGGCUGAGUCAGGUGGUGGUGGUGGUGGUGGUUCCUGCAAAACAAUACUCAGGACUUGUAUGGUUUCCCCGCAGCAGGUUUUUUUUUAUUUAUCUGGCCAAAGGCGGCCACCAACCAAAAUUGAACAACAAAAAAAAAAGAAAAUAGUCCAAAUAAGUCCCCACCAGUAUCAAUAAUGAUAAAGAAGGAGACGAAAAUAAAAAGGUAAAAAUUAACAAAAGUCCUGCACGUACACUCAAGCAAUAACUAUAAAAGAACAAUAUUUUCUAUUGGCACUCCUGUGCUGGUCUCUAGGGGGCUCCCGGUCCUGGGCAGGUUUUAGUGCCGUGCUUCCGGUCGUUCGUCCGGGUGACAGCGGAUCGUCGUAUCCGGUCUCUGUAAACACAACACCUUUUAAAAAAAAAAAAAAAAAAAAAAAUUACACAACACGUCUCCUUUUACUGUUAACCCCAGGACUGACAAAGCGAGCGCAGGUCGUACCGCCCCUUAAAUACUGCCCGCCCCGCCGGUCUCGUCCAGUUUUGCGCAACGCCAACCGGCGAUCGCGAGGAUCAACCACCGCUCCAACCCGUUGCACCCCCGUCACAGUUACACUCCAUCCAGAUCAACUAAACUCAAAUAUUUCUUGUAUUUGGUUGUCAAUUACUACCCAUUGUUACCAGAUUAUUUUAAAGGCUAGAUUCUCAAAGCUGUUUACUCCAAAUCGUAAUUUAUGGAAUUAUCUGUAUAUCCAUAAUAUCCAUUGCAUUUCUAAAAUGAAUUUCAAGUCCCACUUAAUAUCUGGUUUGAGUGCUCUAAUGGUGAUUUUGAAUAAAUUGCUUGAAGAAUUUAGGUUGUGGUCUCAACUUUAUUUCAAAAAUACAAGAUUAUAUUGACCUGUGGAAUGUAACUUUUUUUUUUUUUUAAACCACUUUGUGUUUGUAAAGGGAUGGGCUCAGAGGAAUAUGAGAUGCUGCCGUGACCUUUUAAUGUAAUGUGAAUGCCAUGUCUUGUCAUUGAUUCAUUGUAAAUAUCUAUUGAAAUGUGAUUUUUGUACUUUUAUUCUGUAUGCUAAUUUAGAAUAUUUAAUGACACCUGGAAGUGUAAGUUAUGUAACUGGAGGAGAAUAAAAUGAUACCAUCGAUGCAUUCCCUAUGUUUUGUAUAAAAUAUUUUGGACCUGUUGAACAGCAAGGGAGUGCUCCAACAUGUCUGAUGCAAUAUAUAGUGGAAUACUUUGGUUUGUUAUCUUUUACUAGUCUGCUUGUGUUGUUUUAAUGACGGAAUUACUAUAUAUAUAUAUGAAUGAGAGAGCAAUCUAGAAAUGAAGCACAAUCCAUCUUGCACUGGGAUAAAUAAUUUACAGUUGGUCCAGUUAUUGCACUAAUGACUCAUUUUCUUUUAUAUAAAUAUAAUGCACAGCUGCUGUUAAAUUAAUUUGUUAAAUCAAGAUUUAAUGCUAAAAUGUGACAAAGACAAAACUGUAAUUUGUCAUAUUUCAUUUUCAAAUGGUUGCUUUACUGUAUUGGCUUUGUAUUAUGUUUUGUAGAAAUAACAUAUACAUGUACACCCCCCCCCC
Polyodon spathula (Mississippi paddlefish) is the source of this 4336-nucleotide messenger RNA. It is a transcript of the gene acsl1a, whose product is annotated as acyl-CoA synthetase long chain family member 1a. The transcript has 23 exons. The record is from RefSeq and is a predicted model, not a curated record. Gene Ontology annotation, cellular component: endoplasmic reticulum; membrane. Gene Ontology annotation, molecular function: arachidonate-CoA ligase activity. Lineage: Eukaryota; Metazoa; Chordata; Actinopteri; Acipenseriformes; Polyodontidae. Bases 343 to 2436 code for a protein of 697 amino acids. Gene Ontology annotation, biological process: very long-chain fatty acid metabolic process; long-chain fatty-acyl-CoA biosynthetic process; long-chain fatty acid metabolic process.